This is a messenger RNA of Lampris incognitus (smalleye Pacific opah), 1576 nucleotides long. It is a transcript of the gene s100v2, whose product is annotated as S100 calcium binding protein V2. Gene Ontology annotation, cellular component: perinuclear region of cytoplasm. NCBI's taxonomy places the organism in Eukaryota, Metazoa, Chordata, Actinopteri, Lampriformes, Lampridae. The transcript is spliced from 3 exons. The record is from RefSeq and is a predicted model, not a curated record. The coding region runs from base 146 to 457 and encodes 103 amino acids.
AGUUUUUUUUCUUUUUUUCCGGGGGGGAGGAUUCAGGAAUCUUGCCAACUUGUGACAGAAGCACAGAUACACUCAGAGAGAAAAGUAACUAUCACCCAGAGUCCGGAAGAUAAAAUAACCACACUUUAGCAACGAAAGGUCCGAAAUGGCGCAGUUCUCCGAACUUGAAAAGGCCAUCGACACGCUGGUCACGCAGUUCCAUGCGGCAGCGGCGGACAAUGGUGCAGUGCUGAAGAAAGAAGAAUUCAAAGGUCUUCUCUCAUCCCAGCUGCCCAACCUGACAAAGAGUGCUGGCUCGGAGCUGGGACUGAGUGAGAUCCUCCAAAAGAUGGGUGUGUCUGAUGGCGAGGGCAUCUCCUUCAAGCAUUUCUGGAGCUUAAUCCAGUCGCUAGCCACCACACAGCAUGGUCUCCUUAGUGCGGAAAAGGUGUCCAAAUGCAGCUGCAUUCUCCAGUGAGGACCAGGCACCAAACCACAACAUGAUAAAGGGCCACCAGCAUGUGUUCCACACCACCGCAUGCACAACACAUGAUAAAUAAAGCAUGUACAACCCAGCCGCCCCCUUACAGCUCUGCAGUCCAUCCCAGCAUGUUAACGCUAUCCAUUCCCCUUAUUCACCACACCUCUGUUCAUUCUGCGUGCCUAGUGAAGUAUGAGAUCAUGAUAACCUUCUAGCUCAGCCCAGCAUUGGUACCAUCAGAGACAUUUGCGUAUUUCUUUCAGUACAUUAAACACGUCCUAGUUGGCUUCCUUACUUGCGUUCAUUCCAGUUCACAGCAAUGUGGUUUGAUUUAAAGCAGACUACCAGUUUUACAUACUAAGGGUCUAAUCCGUUUUGCAGUAUUUCCUCAGUGCUAGCAGUAUGGAUAGCCAUAAGGAUGUACACUGUAGUACAACCUUCCUUACUCAUUAGAUAUUGUACAAGACAUUACAGCGUUCAGUGUGUAUCAGAAAACGACAGAAGACUCGUGUUGAUACCUUCUGAAUCUCAUUACAGCUGACAUUGAAUACUGGCAAGCCUCCACCACAAAACACAGCAUCACAAAUACCAUGACAGUAACAUUUUCACAGUAACCAUCUCAUGUUUUUGUUUAGUGAUUUAAUCCUGUGGUGUUGCAGUUUCUGUGUAUUUAUACUUUGUAAUUCUUUCUACUCUGGCCAAUGAGACACCAAAGGAAAAAACAAAACAAAAAACAAUUGUGUAAUAAACGUCUAAAGAAAGCACAAUUACUCACUCAUGAUUGUCUACUUUGGAUGACAGUUUUUUUUCUCAGAAAUCUAACAUGUUUUACUACAGAUUAUUUGAUUUGAUUUGAUCAGUCAUUAGAGAAUUAAACAAAAGGAAUCACCAUCGUAAGUUGCUCUGCAGCUAAAGUCGUGCAGACUUUUUUUUGGCUUAUGCUUAUCUAACUAAUACUUAUUACUGUAAGAACAUUUACAUUUAUCUGUUUGUGCUUUAACAUUUCAAACGUUCCAGUAAUUUGCAUUUGUGCCAUAAAGUCUAAUCAUUACGAUUUGGACACAGCAGAAGUGACUAAGAAGGAUGUGCUAAAUAAAAAUACUUUUCUCAUCACAA